AAUCAAAGAAAAACAUUUUCAAAAUUCUUUCCCAACAGCUAAACACUUCAUUAGAUAGCAGAUUAAUAAUUUCUUCGAGAUACCCCAAGCUCAAAAUGGCCUUUCUUCACAAAAACUCUGUCCCGACAAAAGACUUUCCCGGUGCUGCUGUACUGUUUUUGAUACUACUAAGUAACGCAAUGCUGAGGGUAAACGCGUGUGGAACACCGCCGCCGGCACCAAAUCCGCCGUGUCCAUCGCCAAAGCCGCCGGCACCAAAGCCGCCGGCACCAAAACCACCGUCGCCAAAGCCGCCGUGUCCGUCGCCAAAGCCGCCGCCGCCAGUGCCACGCUGUUUAAUUUGCUUCAUCAACUGCGGGUUGAAAGUCAUAACGUGUUCGUUGACUUGUUUGUCAAAUCCAUUUUGCUUCAUUGGCUGCGGAAUGGCCAAUCAAAAGUGCAUCACUAAAUGCAAUGCUACCAUUGGAGAUCUGGAUCAAGAAUUCCUCCCCCAAAAUUCAAUUGGAACCGAGACUGGAACAAUGGAAGCAACGGCGACGAUCAUCUCUACCGCCGGUGGCAAGGAAAAUGCCGUAAAUGGUUCUCUCCAUUUCCUCCAGGACUUCACCGGAGAAAACACUCAUAUAAAUGGGACGAUUUUCGGGCUUUCUCGGGGGAACCAUAGCUUAUGUAUUCAUUCAACCGGAAGCUGUGAUUCCGUUGGAGCUCAUUCUAAUCCGCUUAAGCCUCGGGAUGAAAAUCAUCACUCCGAUGAUUUGGGAAACAUUGUUGCCGGACCUGAUGGAAUCGCCGAGGUAUCAAUUCAGGUGAAAACAAUCCAACUUGUCGGCGAAAACUCUGUUCUUGGUCGGGCAAUUGUUGUUCAUCGUGAUAGCAAGAUUGAUGGAAAUUCAGAUGCAGGAAUUGGUUGUGGAAUUAUUGAAGUCAAGACAUCCAUCUAGAUGGUCUAGCUACUAUACAGAUUAAUUAGUUCCCAUGGUAUUAUUUAUUAUUCUCCUGGAACUAUUAAUUAAUUAGCUUUUAAUUAAUGAUGCAUUGGUUCCUUCCUUCCUUACAAAAAUAUCAGGAAAUGGUGAUGUAUUAUGUCUAAUAUUAUUAUUGAUAUCAAGCUUCAUUUCAGUCUUUGAUUUGCAUCGAUCAGUUGCAUGAUGUUGUACUCCAUGAGCUUUUCUCUAGUUCUUCAACAUUCUUAUGAUACUAAUUAAAAGUUGAUUACGCGCGC
Molecule: messenger RNA, 1222 nt
Organism: Oldenlandia corymbosa var. corymbosa
Lineage: Eukaryota; Viridiplantae; Streptophyta; Magnoliopsida; Gentianales; Rubiaceae
Source: the annotation of a GenBank genome assembly